CUGAAGCGGAGGGUGUAACUUGGCGACCUUAACCGCAAGGGUCUCUACCUAACUUUACAGUUUUUUCAGCGCCACUUUGGCGCAUAUGCGUUGGCUGACGGAACUAAAAUAUUGAAUCGUGCCUUUCGUGUGGUACGUUCUGAUGGUGCUCUCAACCACCUCUGUAAAAAGAAUGUUUUGCGAAAUGUUUGCGUAGUAUCUUUUCGUUCAAAAAAAAAAUCAAUUUGUAGGAAAGUUUAUUGCUCGGACUAAUUUACAUUUAAAACCGACGAAUCCAGUGCAUCGCUCGCCAUGGACAGGAGAAAAAUGUCUACAGCAGGGGAUUCCCUGUACCAGAUUUUGGAAAUCCCAAAAACUGCUACCUCAGAAGAAAUUAAAAAGACGUACAGAAAGCUGGCCCUCAAGUAUCAUCCUGACAAAAAUCCCAACAAUCCAGAGGCUGCUGAGAAGUUCAAAGAAAUAAAUAGGGCACAUGCUAUCCUGACAGAUUUAACAAAACGUAACAUAUAUGAUAACUAUGGAUCUCUUGGUCUAUAUGUCGCAGAACAAUUUGGAGAAGAGAAUGUUAAUGCUUACUUUGUUGUUACUUCUGGUUGGUGCAAGGCACUGUUCCUGUUUUGUGGACUAAUUACUGCUUGUUAUUGUUGCUGUUGUUGUUGCUGCUGUUGCAAUUUCUGUUGUGGUAAAUGCAAACCCACUCCACCUGAGGAUAGCGGUGAAUACCAUAAUUUACAGCGGAACCAGAAUCCAGACGGUGUUGUGACAAAUCAACCACGAGGGUUCGGAAAGGAAGACGAUAGCGAUGACGAAGCUGUGACAUCUCAGCCUCAAAGUGGCGCUGCGCAAAACGCGUCCAAUGCACAGCAACCGAUAUUUGCCAUGCCCGCACCCGGAUCAGCGGCACCAGCAUCAACUGUUAACGAAAGCACGAAUCUAAACAGCGGCGGUGAUCGCGUGAUUUAUACCACUGCGGCUUCCACAAAUCCAUUCAUAGGACCCAACGCAGCUACAACCGAUGCCGGACCAACCAGAUGGUAGACUGAAGAUAUGGAAAAGCCAUCGCGAACAUUGAACUCACAUUUAUAGUGCUAGGAAUCUCUACAAUCAAUUGACAUAGAUCAUAAGUUUAUAUAAUAUUUUAUAUAAUUGAUAUUUGUAUAUUUUAUCAAUUAUAUGUACAUAUAUGUGUGUGUGUAUAUGUAAUUGAUAAAAUGGAUUGUAAUGCAAUGAGAUUUGUUUUUUGUUUUUGCGCAGAUACAAUUUUUAUUAUUUUACAGACAAUUGUUU
This is a messenger RNA of Pseudomyrmex gracilis, 1287 nucleotides long. RefSeq names its product dnaJ homolog subfamily C member 5-like. The transcript has 7 exons. Gene Ontology annotation, biological process: regulation of neuromuscular synaptic transmission. Gene Ontology annotation, cellular component: type Is terminal bouton. Bases 292 to 1038 code for a protein of 248 amino acids. The record is from RefSeq and is a predicted model, not a curated record. Lineage: Eukaryota; Metazoa; Arthropoda; Insecta; Hymenoptera; Formicidae.